AUGUCUCCUCCAACUUCUGGGAAAAGUAAAGAAUCAGGGACUGCCCGGGUUCUAGGUUCUGGUGCAUCUGGUGUCGCCGAGUUACUGGUAUUUCACCCAGUUGACACAGUAGCAAAACGGCUUAUGAGCAAUAAAGCCAAAGUAUCCUUCUCGACGCUCUCCCCGAUCGUAUUCCGCGACUACGCUACGGCAUCGUUACCCAAAAAACUUUUGUCUCUCUUCCCCGGUCUUGGGUAUGCAGCAGGGUACAAAGUUUCUCAACGGAUAUACAAGUUCGGUGGGCAGCCGUGGUUCAACGAGAUCAUUACGCGAAAUUACAAGGACGAAUUCACGAGCGUGUUUGGCGAGAGGAAGGGCAAGAUGAUGAUGCAGGCGACUGCUGGCAGCUUGACUGGUAUUGGUGAAGUUGUCCUACUUCCCUUAGACGCCCUGAAGAUAAAACGACAAGUCAACCCCGAGGCGUUCCGUGGACGAGGAGUCCUUCGGAUAUUCAUGGAGGAAGGCACCACCCUAUACCGUGGAUGGGGUUGGACCAUGGCGCGUAAUGCGCCAGGCUCCUUUGCGCUCUUCGGCGCGUCGGCGGUUACGAAGGAGUACGCCCUUGGCGUCACUGACUAUUCCAAAGCCACGUGGACCCAAAACUUCAUUGCAUCUAUCGCAGGAGCUGUUGCAUCGAUCACAAUUGCAGCGCCCCUAGACACAGUCAAGACUCGUAUCCAGAAUGCAAAUUUCGAGCAGAAGGUGCCUGGCCUGACGGUCAUGAGGGACCUUAUCCGGAAUGAAGGCCCUACAGCGUUCUUCAAGGGCUUGAACUCCAAAAUUCAACUUCGUACUAAUCACUUGCGGAUGCAGAUUCUUGUCGUUGGGCCGAAGCUGGUCUUCAGUUAUACCCUCGCACAAUCACUAAUACCUUUCUUUGGGAAGUACGUAUGA
Suillus subalutaceus is the source of this 933-nucleotide messenger RNA. Its product is annotated as mitochondrial carrier protein. Gene Ontology annotation, cellular component: mitochondrion. The transcript is spliced from 7 exons. Lineage: Eukaryota; Fungi; Basidiomycota; Agaricomycetes; Boletales; Suillaceae. Gene Ontology annotation, molecular function: guanine nucleotide transmembrane transporter activity. The coding region runs from base 1 to 933 and encodes 310 amino acids. The record is from RefSeq and is a predicted model, not a curated record.